GUACCGUUGAAUUUUCUUUCAGUUUAAGUCACCUAUUUUCUAUGUGAUUGUAGCCUUCAAGCAACCAUGAAAAAUACCUUAGGAGUUAUCAGUCAGUAAAAUGGGUCUUUUACGGAAAAGACUACGUUGCACGAUUUGAUGUGAUUCUAUGUUUUUAUGUAAUUUAAUAUCUUUUACUGGUUACUCUGUAUAUAAAUAAAAGGGUAAUGACAUACGAAAUAUUUAUAGUUGACACCUGUUGUUUGUCUGCUAAAAUUUAAAGGAAUCCAAACACUACUUUCUACCUGGUAAAGGUUGGUUAUGUAGGGUAAAUAAUAGGGGUUUUCUCGGUUUCAAUUUUAAAUAAAGACAAACUAUAGUGCGAAAUCAUUCUCUGAAAGUAUGAGCCAAUAAACCUUACUCACAAGUCAUAGGUACUUAUUGGUUACUCCGUCCAUAAGAUGUUAUACUAUCAGGUUCAGGCUUGUUACAGAACGUAGUACUGUACUGCGUACUUCUUUACCUCAGUCCUCUUAAGGAUAAUAUUUAUGUCAAUAACAAACAAAUUUUGAUGAAACCCAGUUAUUCUCGAAGUUUGUGAGUGCUUUUAAACUUAUUCACGCUACAGAUAUGUUUCCAGUCUAGUUUUAUAUCUAAAUGGGUUCAGUAACCCACUGACAAUGGCUAUGAGGCAAUUUGCCAUUGGCCAUACCAAGUUACAGUAUAUAGAAAUCUGCUGAAAAAUUUCCAGUAAAAUGCCUUACUUAGUUUAGGCGGUUUUCAGUGAAGCUGUAAUUUAAGGACGACCUUUGAGCGACGCCAGAUUGACCUUGGGUGUCCACCUAAUAACCAGGACCAAAUUAGGGUUAUAAACCUGUGUAAAAAAUUGGAAUUAUGAUUUGCAGUUGAUGAUUAGCGUUAAAAAUUAGAUUUAGGGCUUUCACCGCAAACUGACAUCAGUUAUAAUGCCAAAACUCCGUUUAUCCGAAUGAAUAAGUGGAUUUCACGCAACAAUCCAAGACCUAUUAUCUUAUACGUGAUUAGUUCGUCCUUAAAUUAUAGUCUCUCCGAAAAAAUUCCCAUUAGACUUCUUAUACAAAUAUUUGUCAGUUUCACGUCCUUAGUUUUUUCUCAAACACUAGUGGCUUGUUAUUUUUCACCACGACUUUUCGAUGUUGCAGAUAUUUGCGUUUUAAUCUAAGAAUAAUGAUAAUUUUUGCCAAUACCUCAACUUGUAUUUUUGUUUCCCGUUAGAUAACGUGUCCUUAUGGAGAACCCUGUUUUUGAUGAUCCUAGUAAUGAAGCCAAAUAUUGGCGACAAAAGGCUGAAGAGUACCGUAGCGGUAUGGAGGAAGCGCGAGAGGAGCUGGAAGACUUCCAGAUUAGUUCACGAGAAUUGGAACUAGAGCUUGAAACUCAAUUGGAACAAUUAGAAAAGCGCAAUUCAGAGCUAGUUGUAUUGUGCGAAAAGCUAACUGUCGAAAAAGAUACUUACCGUCAUAAGGCGGAAAAUAGUCAAGAAUAUGUUAACCACGAAAUAACUAGACUUCAAGAUGAAUUAGAGAAGUCGAAGUUAGAUCGAGAGAAAAUGCACAAAUAUAUCCGGGAACUGGAACAGUUAAAUGACGACUUAGAACGUUCUAAAAGAGCGACAGUUGUUACAUUAGAAGAUUUUGAAUCCCGCCUAAACCAGGCUAUUGAGAGAAAUGCAUUUUUGGAGAACGAAUUAGACGAAAAGGAGGAUCUAAUGGUAACUGUCCAGCGACUUAAAGAUGAAACUAGAGACCUCCACCAAGAAUUGGCUAUAACUCGCCGUCAACCUGAAUCGGGCACUCCACCAGAAGUAUGUAAUGGAGGCAAUACCAUUCCUACCAAAAGUUUUAAUAAAAUCGAUACAAUAGAUUCUAUGGUACAGACAGAAAACAGUUGCUUUUUUAAUUCAAUACUUACUCCGUCUGUCAGAUUAUCUGCUUUAAAUAUGGUGAAUAAUGCUUUACAAAGAAUAGGACAAUUAGAAAUGAAAUUAUCCAUAUUGUAUAAGACAUACGGUCAUCCUCCACUUUCUGCACCAGUAUAUAAUGGUAAUAGUGGCAGUAAUAACGGUAAUAUACACUCUCCAUCAUCUGAUUUCGAAUUGAAAAGAUACAAUUUAAAGUCACCACAAAGAUUAUCUAAUCCAUGUUGGACAAAUGGUCCUAUUAAAUUGGAUCCUCUUCCAACUGCUGAAAAAUCAUCUCGGGAAAAUUCUAUACAUUUUGUUCAUUGA
Messenger RNA from Schistosoma spindalis, 2245 nucleotides. The record is from the annotation of a GenBank genome assembly. NCBI's taxonomy places the organism in Eukaryota, Metazoa, Platyhelminthes, Trematoda, Strigeidida, Schistosomatidae.